AUGGCGCGCUCACCAACCCGUGACUCCAUCUUCGCCUCCUCGUACUCCUCGUCGGGCUCCUUGUCGCUCUCGUUUCCUCUCGGCUCGUCGUCGCGGCGAGGCUCAAUUGACUCUUUCGCUCACAGCCCCACGUCGUCAACCUCCCGCUCACAGUCAACGGCCAGCUCGACCCACUCCGACGACGACGACGCCGCCGCCACAGCCGCCAUGUCGUCGUCCAUCGAAGCGCAGGAGGACGCCUACUUCUCCUCGAACCCGCCGCCGCGGCACCUGGAGGAGCACGCCGCGCGGGCCAAGGCCUUCAUCGACCUGCACGCCGCCGCGGGCCGCCGCGUCGUGCUCGUCACGUCAGGCGGCACGACGGUGCCCCUGGAGAAGCAGACGGUGCGCUUCAUCGACAACUUCAGUGCCGGGACGCGCGGCGCCACGAGCGCCGAGAAGUUUCUCGAGGCGGGCUACGCCGUCAUCUUCCUGCACCGCGAGUUCAGCCUGCUGCCGUACUCGCGGCACUUCACCCACUCCAAGGACUGCUUCCUCGACUUCCUGCGCGAGGACGAGGAUGGCCGCGUGGGCGUCCGGCCUGGUGACGACGGCAAGGUGCGCGGCGUGCUGCGCAAGUACAGGAAGGCCAAGGAGAAGGACAUGCUGCUCAUGCUGCCCUUUGUGACCAUUGGCGACUACCUGCAUGUGCUGCGCGCCGUCUCGAGGCUCAUGGGCCCACUCGGCCCGUCGGGGCUGCUGUAUCUCGCAGCCGCAGUGUCCGACUUUUUUGUGCCGGCAGACCGCAUGUCGGAGCACAAGAUCCAGUCGACCGAUGCCGUCAAAAGCUUCAAAAGCACCUCCGACCAGAAUGCGCCUGCUCAGCAAAAGCCGCAGCAAAAGCAGCCGUCUGAGUCGGAGGAGGAGGAAGAGGCAUUCGACAACUUUGAUGCCUCGCCGCGCGUCCCGCGCUCGAAGCGCCUCGUCAUAGACCUGGACCCCGUCCCCAAAUUCCUCAAGAAUCUCGUGGACGGGUGGGCGCCGCAAGGCAUGAUCAUUUCGUAUAAACUCGAGACAGAUCCGAGCAUCCUUGUACACAAGGCGCGCUACUCGCUUGACCGGUAUCAGCACCACCUUGUCAUCGGCAACUUGCUGUCGACGCGCAAGUGGGAGGUCGUCUUUGUGAGUCCCGGCCGCGAGGACCGCUGGAUACGCGCCCCGCCGCCGGCGUCGUUUGGACCUAAGGGCUGGGGGGACGCCGAGGGCAGGCCACUCAGGGCCGACGAGCUGCCGCGUGAGGACCCAGACACGGAGAUUGAGGAGCUGAUCAUCCCGGCGGUGGCGGAGUUACAUGACGCACACAUUAAGGGGGCGAGCAAGAAGGUAUGA
Molecule: messenger RNA, 1368 nt
Organism: Purpureocillium lilacinum
Lineage: Eukaryota; Fungi; Ascomycota; Sordariomycetes; Hypocreales; Ophiocordycipitaceae
Biological process (GO): coenzyme A biosynthetic process
Cellular component (GO): nucleus; cytoplasm
Molecular function (GO): phosphopantothenate--cysteine ligase activity
Source: RefSeq, a predicted model, not a curated record